This is a messenger RNA of Annulohypoxylon maeteangense, 3490 nucleotides long. Its product is annotated as cysteine proteinase. NCBI's taxonomy places the organism in Eukaryota, Fungi, Ascomycota, Sordariomycetes, Xylariales, Hypoxylaceae. Gene Ontology annotation, biological process: proteolysis. Gene Ontology annotation, molecular function: calcium-dependent cysteine-type endopeptidase activity. The transcript is spliced from 2 exons. The record is from RefSeq and is a predicted model, not a curated record. The annotation marks the transcript as partial.
CCGAGUCACGAAGCAACAAUCGGGUAUUUUCAGCGUCGGGUAGCUGUAGGCCUCUAGUCUCACCAAAAAGCGAAAUAUUAAGAUGAAGUAACAUCAAGAUAUCUAUCUAUUGCCUUUCUUUUUCUUCUGUUUGUUUUCCUUUCCCUCUUUCCUUAUAUAGGUACCUAUCCCCACAUUAUACAGUUGUGGUCUAUAGGAUUGUGGGUUAUCUCUAUGGGCUAUAUCACUUAUUUACAGCAUGUUACCAUCUUCCCGAUACAUAUUUAACAUGUAUCAUUGAACAGAGUCUUGUAUUAUGAUAGAGAACCGGUUGAUGCUGGAAUAUCUUGCUUUUAAUGUUUGCCAGCUUCAAUCAACGUGGAAAUUAUAACCGUGCCAUCGGUGCUUGUCUACUUGGUAAAUCCUCUAUUCAUCCAUCGGGUUUUAUCCAUCCAAAGACCCAAGGCUACAAUAGCCAAGGUUACAAUUUACUAUGGAGGCAAAAGCCAAGGAACGAGAGGCACUCGUCUCUAGCACACAUGGCAAGGCUGCCCUUGAUCAUGCUAUAGCAGCUGCAGAGCUGUAUAUGAGAGCCGCCCGAGCAACAUCUAGCUCGGAGGAGAAAACUCGACUUACUAAAAAGUGCCAGUCACUUAUCUCGAAAGCGGAAGAGCUUAAGAAAUCAGGUCAACUCGGAGGAAGUAGUGUUGCAGCCGUGGAGAAACGUCUUAAGCUACCACGUCAGGCUCGCCAGAUUCCCAAAAAUGAACAGGCCAUUCUCCUUCGCAGCUCUCGGCUCCACGGAAAUGUGUUUCUACCCUGGGAAUCGGACCCUGAAUCUAGGGAAUUCAGUGGGAGCCAGUUCAGUGACACCGCAGAAUUCUCUCUAUCCUCACGCCAAAGAGCCGUCUUCGCAGGCUGGAAACGUCCCAUGGAGAUCGUGGGCCGAGGAAUCCAACCUAAUCAAAUCAACGAUUCUUUAAUGGAGGCGCGAAACGACUAUGACUUAGUCCAGGACAUAACAACAGACUGCUCAGUCGUCGCAAGCCUCUGUGCCUGCAUGAGGCACCUAAGACCGGGACCUACGUCAAUUCUACCUGCCUUGAUGUUCCCCAUCAAUUCCGAAAAUGGACAACCCCAACUAUCUGUCACCGGAAAGUACGUAUUCCGAAUGUUCAUCAACGGCUGCUUUCGCAAAGUCGUCAUCGAUGAUCGACUCCCGUCGUCUGCAACAGACCGUACACUCUACGUCGUCGACCGUCAAAAUCCGAAUCUCAUUUGGCCUGCACUGAUGGAAAAGGCCUAUCUCAAGGUUCGCGGCGGCUACGAUUUUCCGGGGAGCAAUUCUGGUACCGACUUGUGUGCGCUGACGGGCUGGAUACCGCAACAGAUUUUUCUGCAAAGUGAUGAUUUAGAUUGGGAACGUACGUGGAAGCGUGUCAAGAAAGCUUACGAUUACGGCGAUGUGGUGGUCACUCUAGGGACGGGACGGCUCUCACUAGAUGAAGAAGAGACAUUAGGGCUAGCAGGCGAACAUGACUACGCCGUCCUCGAUAUGUCAGAGACAUCUGGAAACAGAAAACUGCUGGUGAAAAAUCCCUGGUGCGACGGCCUCGUCUGGAAAGGUGUCGGAUCUUCCGAAGCUUCAUCCUCACGGGCAACAGAGGAUCAUCCCAUUAAGUUAAAACCCGGGUCUUUCUGGAUUAGCUUCGAUGACGUGACGCAAAACUUCGAGUCGCUCUACUUGAACUGGAAUCCGAGCCUCUUUACCGAACGCCAAGACCAUCACUUCUCCUGGCAGCUCCCGGACGCCACCAUGAUCGGCGGCUCCUGCUUAGCCCAUAACCCGCAGUACUCUAUGAAAGCUUCUGCGGAUGACAGCACUUGGAUCCUAUUGAGCCGGCACUUCCAGGAUGACGAGCUCAAUAUCAUGCGCAACCAUCGCACCGGCACUGCCCAUACUACUUUCCACGUCGAGGACGAUACUACUUACAACCCUAACACUACUCUCGCCGAGGUCUCUAGUAAACUCGGUUUCAUAAGCAUAUACAUCUUCGACGACCACUCUGGCCAGCGCGUCUCCCUCAACACACGACCCAUCUACCGAAGCGACUUCGUCGACUCCCCCCAGACUCUCGCAGCCUUCGAAUCCAAGCGCGGUGUAACCUACACCGUCGUCGUCGCCACGCAAGAGCUCCCGCUUCCGAAAUACUCCUUCACGCUAUCCUUCUUUUCUCGCAGCCCCCUGACUAUCGCCCCAGCGCCAUCACCCUUCCGCCACUACACCGAUGUCAAGGGGUCCUGGACUCGCCGCACGGCCGGCGGCAACUCUGCCUCCGCCUCGUACCUAUCGAAUCCACAGUUCAGUCUCACUUUACCACGAGCCGGUCCCCUAUGUCUACUCCUAAGUACAGCGCGAGACGAAAUGCCCGUCCACGUAGCCCUCGUAUGGGCCGGUGGGCGUCGUGUCGCAAGCGUAGGAAACCGGGACCUCGUACUCGCUAGCGGCGAUUACAGGCGCGGCUGCGCUUUAGCUGAAGCAAAGAGCGUGGACGCCGGAACCUACACCGUCGUAUGCUCGACCUUCGAACCAGGGUACCUCGGCGACUUCGCAUUGCGCGUAGGAUCAGACGCACCUUGCGCCGUGGCCCCCGUGCCAGCCGACGCCGCGGGGAUGCUGCGUACGCGGUUAACUGAUCUGCCUACUUGUAUCCCCCCAACAGGAGCCGGAGCCGGGAGCGAGCCUCAUAAGAAGAAGCGCGCCGUGGUUUCCGCGGCACGGUUGACGCGGGCUUGUAUCGUCAUCACACGGAACUUCACCCCUCACGCCACUUAUCCCACCGGCACUUCCACCCCCCGCCCCCAUCCCGCCGUCCGCGCAACAGUCGAAUUCGGCACCGGACCUGAUCGAUUGAUCCUCGCGUCCACCGACGGCAACAGUAACACCAAUACCAAUACCAAUUACAACAACAACCACGCCCCCGAAUUCAAGGAAGUCGGUCCCAACGGCCUACGCACAAGUGAUUUCGACAUCGACCCCCGGUCCGGCGGGUUAUGGCUCGUCGUCGAGCUACUGGGUUUAUACAAUUCGCCUGCUCCCGGCGGUGGUGGUGACGGGCUACAGGUCGAGAUACUGAGUGAAGGCCCCGUGAACGUCGGCGCUUGGGAGGGGAUCGAUGAUUGAUUAUCUCCCGACUUGGUUGGUUUGGCGGGUACUUAGUAAGACUCUGUUAUGGGGGUUUGGUAGCUAGUUCCUACUAUAAAGGAGAGAAUGAGAAUGAAAAAGGGGUAAAGACGGGUGACAAUGAUGAGUCAUGAAGACUACACCGAACGAAGAAAUGGUAUAUAGUAUGCCUUAUAGCUUAGCCGUAAGAGGAGUAGUGAGAAAGAAGUCAGUAUGAUAAUGAACAACGCAAGGAUACCAAAAAGGGGACGAGGGGUUUUCUCGGCGCGACUUGACGACCUAUAUAGAUACCUUAAAUCAUAUAAUAUAGGCCACCAUAGCAUCUCA